Messenger RNA from Thermothelomyces thermophilus ATCC 42464, 1335 nucleotides. RefSeq lists its product as uncharacterized. The transcript has 2 exons. The coding region runs from base 198 to 857 and encodes 219 amino acids. NCBI's taxonomy places the organism in Eukaryota, Fungi, Ascomycota, Sordariomycetes, Sordariales, Chaetomiaceae. The record is from RefSeq and is a predicted model, not a curated record.
CCUUCCCAGACAUUGAACUGGCAAACCCGGCUUCUCUCACAACCCUUCGCGUGCACACAAGCUUAACAUUUCUUUUCUGUUUUGAAUUUGGUUCAGGUACAGCCUCAUUUGCUCCAUCUUCUCUGUACGUUUUCGUUUCGAUUUCACGAGACUCACGCGACCUGAUAGUGCAUCGUAGAGCAACAAGCAACGCAACAAUGGCGGAGACCAAGACUUCUCCUGUGACCAACGGCGACUCGCCGAAUUCUGACACACUUCGCCACCUCCUGACUCUCCCGGCUGUGCAAGAUGGCGUCCGCGCAUUCAGCUCCAACCCGCUGGGCAGGAUCUCGAUUCGGUUGACCAACUCGGCCUACCACUUGGUGGGUGCCCCGGUGCUGUCUCUCUUCAACAAGCCGCUCUCCUACGUGACGCCCUACGCCCAGCGGGUGGACGAGUUUGGCGUGCAGACCCUUGCCAAGGUGGAGGAGAAGUACCCGAUCGUCAAGAAGCCGUCGCCCGAGCUCCUGAAGGGCGCCAAAGAAGCAGCCUACGCACCGGUCCGGCAUGUGGCCGAGGUGUACAAUGGCGCGUACCAGAAGACGUCGGGCAACCACACUAUUGCCAGCGGCAAGGCGGCCGCCAAGACUGCCGUUGUGGUCUCGGUUGAGGGCGCCAUCUAUGCCCUCCGCGAGGCCCUCAAGUUUGGCCAGUCGUUCCACGUCACCGAGUCGAUCAAGGCCGCGAUUGACCAGCUCGAGGAGGCGCUCCGGCGCCAGAACGGAGAAAACAUCAACAACCAUACCGCAAACUCCGGCCACGCCAGCAACCGCCGGGACGAACCGGAGACAACUGGAGCUAAGAUCUCCAGCGACUGAGUGCGCUUACUCUAAUAUAACCAUACAUCGUGUUGACGCGCAAGGUAGCCGGCAGCCAAUCCGGUUUCAAGACUAGUCCCGGGAAAGCAGGGAAGCACAACUGUUCAUCUCCUUCGGCUGGAUCUGAAACUGGUGGGACUCGGCAGCGAAACAGAAACUCGAAUUGGGUUGAUCUUUUUUUAAAAACCCCGUAUUUAUCUGCUCGUUUGGGGGGCGGGGGCGGGGGCGGAGGAGAGGAGGGGGGGAAGCGUGUUGAGGAUUGGACUUGUUUUGGCAGGAAAACGAAACAGGGAUAGAAACGGGCAUCAUGGUGUCGUAGUUUCCAACGGGGGACUGCUGUGUUAGUAUGUAACUGGCGAGGUCGAAACAGAGACGGGAGUUUGCGCUGAAAAUGCACUCGCAGGGCUCAGAUAAAGAUGCAAAAAAAGGUGACAGGUGAAGGAGUCAGCAUCGAAAGAAAGCUUCAUGGCUUCAAGGC